Molecule: messenger RNA, 1073 nt
Organism: Durusdinium trenchii
Lineage: Eukaryota; Dinophyceae; Suessiales; Symbiodiniaceae
Source: the annotation of a GenBank genome assembly
CAAGUUUGUUACUACUAGUAAGGCACUUUGUUUCUGGUCGUUUCCAGAUCAAACACGCCAUUGCCGGCGUUGGCCGCUCGCCCUUCGCCGCUGGCCAGCGCCGCCUCUACGAUAGCCCCAAGCCACUGGGAUUGCGAGCAGUGUAGUGGCAGGUGCUGGGAGUGCACAUGGCCAACGCCACGGACGUGAUUUUCAGAUUCAUCCUGCAGGUAUCCCUGUCCGUGGAACGCUUCUCCAGAUGGUUGGAAGAGGUAGCUGUGCCAGCUCUCAGACAGAGCUCCGAGAACGGUUGGAGCUAUCAGGUGGGGCCAAGUGCUGUGCUUCGUGGCUCAGACUCAGCUGGCCAAGUGGUGGAUGUGCAGUGGUCAUUCAAACAUGGGCCUCAGGAAAGCCUGGACUGGAUUCUUUGCAGCAUGAAUGUAUCUUCCAAAGCUACCGGCGAUCCACCGGUUGUAGCUGCUUUUUGCCUUGGAGCCUACGAUUCAAAUUUCCUUUUGCGCUUCGGCAUGGCUCGACGCGACGACGAUCGACCGGCGGCGCUCGAUGGGCGGCACUUCUUUGAACUGGAGUCUUUGCGGAUACCUUUGCAGCUAACACCUCUUGCAAGCAAGCAUCGUGGCGAGUUUACGUAUUGUACCAUGCGAGGUGCCGGCAGAAGCACCUGCCGUGGUUGCUACUUUGAUCAGUUGGAUGAUCCUGAUGCAGCUACCUCUGAGAGCUGUGCCAAAUGUGCAUUUGUCGCUGGCUUGGAAGAUGUUUACUCACAUUUACAAGACCAUGACUUUCUCGCCGAGAUGGAGCGUUGGCUGCUGGGCUGGCGAUAUCCGCGAGGGAUGCGUCGGAGGUGGCUGUCCUUGACCUUGGAGCGGAGCGAGUCCGCUUUGUCGUGCGUGGCGGAGCGAGUGGUGUCCUUCGUUUUCCCGGAGGGACAUCCCUUAGACACGAUCCAAGCGGAAGAUCUGAGGUAUCCGAGGUAAACAAUUGUAGGCGAUGCCCUUGUACAGUGUACAGACCGGUUGGCCUAGCUUUGGUUUCGGGCAGGUCAACUUUCGCACCUGAGAAUUCCUGAGGAA